AUGCGUCGGGCAUUUGUCCAGGCUUUCCAUACUGCUCGGCGUGCCCCAGUAUGGAAAAUUGCCGGUAAACGGCCGAGUCCGCUCCGUUUCAGCCACAACCAGGUACGAGGCCUCAGGCCAUACUCUGGAGGCCGACACUCGUCCUACCUCCCUGCAGCUCUGCAAUCCCCCAUGCAUUUCCGCAACUUCGGCCUAGCCGUAAUUUCGACCGUGGUCGCCUCCGGGGCGUGGUAUGCGUAUCAGAGUGACGGUAGCGCUCAGUCAUUAGCAACACAGGUUCGAGGGUUCGCCGCGAGUGCAAUCACAACUGCCCAUGCCGAAGGGCCUUCCGACUCGACGCGCCGAGCUUUGUUGGUCAACAACGACCAAUUCUACAUCCAGACACUCUCCGAAGACCAGCCGCUAUCGAAAAAGGCCGACGAUUCAGACCGACGCAUGGUGAACAUGCUUACCCCGGAACAAGCGACCGAGAAAUUGCGAAAGAGUGAAGAAUCCUACUUUGUGAACCGUGGCAAGGGUGUUGUUCGAUACGAUAUUGUUCAGGUUCCCAGCAACUCGCCGAUCGAGGAUGACCAUGCCGAGCUGAUUGUUGAAGUGCCAUCGUCCGUGGCUGCUAAUCAGAAUGGGGAGCCCAGUAGUGAUUGGUCGUUUUGGGCAGUCUUUGAUGGCCACUCGGGCUGGACUACAUCUGCCAAGCUUCGAAACGUGCUUAUCUCAUAUGUCGCCAGAGAGCUCAACGCUACAUACAAAGCUGCCGCAACUGACCCGACAGUUCUGCUUCCUUCAUCCGAGGCCAUUGACGCCGCUAUCAAGCAGGGAUUCCUUCGUCUUGACCAUGAUAUUGUGAACGAGAGUGUCAACAAGGUUCUCAAGUCGAACUCGCGACGUAUGGCCGCAGAGCUGCUCGCACCUGCUCUUUCAGGAUCUUGUGCUCUUCUUAGCUUUUACGAUUCCCAAUCAAAGGACCUCAAGGUUGCAGUUGCUGGCGACUCCCGUGCUGUUCUCGGUCGCCGUGGAUCUAAUGGAAAGUGGACUGCCACGGCACUGUCAGAGGAUCUCACUGGCGGGACUCCCUCUGAGAUCAAGCGUCUUCAAGCCGAGCACCCCGGUGAGCCCUACGUGACCCGCAACGGACGAAUUCUGGGUGGCCUUGAACCCAGCCGUGCCUUUGGCGACGCUGUCUACAAAUGGACCAAGGACGUCCAGGACAAGAUCAAGGGCCAGUUCUUUGGUCGUAGCCCUUCUCCACUUCUCAAGACCCCUCCAUAUGUCACUGCCGAGCCUGUUAUCACCACCACCAAGAUUGAUCCGUCCAAGGGAGACUUCGUUGUUAUGGCCACCGAUGGUCUGUGGGAGAUGCUGACCAACGAUGAAGUCGUCGGCUUGGUUGGCCAAUGGCUUGAGCAGCAGUCUGGUGCUGGAUCCAGCAAGUCCUGGCUCCAGAGUUGGUUUUCAUUUGGCAGCCAGAAACAGCUCCCUGUGAAGGGAACUGGCACCACCUCCGAAGGGCAGCGACGUCCAUUCCGCCAGGAGCAGUACGCUAUUCCCGAGGGCGAGAGCCGCUUCGUAGUUGAGGAUAAGAAUGCCGCUACGCACAUUGUGCGUAAUGCCAUGGGAGGCAAGGACAAGGAAAUGAUUUGUGCUUUGUUGACCCUUCCCAGCCCAUACUCCCGUCGUUACCGUGACGAUAUUACCGUUGAGGUUAUCUUCUUCGGCAAUGGCCCAGACUCUCGCACCGUCGAGACGAACGAAGAAGCCACCGCCCCAGAAGAGCCAAUUAAGGCUAAGAUUUAA
Messenger RNA from Penicillium malachiteum, 1794 nucleotides. RefSeq names its product type 2C protein phosphatase ptcF (gene ptcF). NCBI's taxonomy places the organism in Eukaryota, Fungi, Ascomycota, Eurotiomycetes, Eurotiales, Aspergillaceae. Gene Ontology annotation, molecular function: protein serine/threonine phosphatase activity. The coding region runs from base 1 to 1794 and encodes 597 amino acids. The record is from RefSeq and is a predicted model, not a curated record. Gene Ontology annotation, biological process: protein dephosphorylation. The transcript has 3 exons.